Cylindrotheca closterium is the source of this 1260-nucleotide messenger RNA. NCBI's taxonomy places the organism in Eukaryota, Bacillariophyta, Bacillariophyceae, Bacillariales, Bacillariaceae. The record is from the annotation of a GenBank genome assembly.
AUGAGAAACCACAGCAAGAAACGAGGAACAUGUUGCACUAUACUGUGGUUGACAACGACGACAUCCUUCUACGAUGGAGAGGCACUGUCCAUAAUAAAUUCACAAAAAGCAUCACCCAAACGAUGGAGGCAAAGAUUAGGACGACAUUUCACUCCACAUACUGCCACAAGAUUUCAUUCAACUGCUCUUGGAUCAUCGUCAUCUUCCUCAACAGCAACAACAACUCCACCUCUCGAUUGCUUGGAUCCUGAUUUCUUUCUACAACAGGUAGAAACAAGCGUUCGCAAUGCGUUGUCCCAAUUUCCGGACCACGACACCCAAAAUGACAGCAAUAUCCAAGCAGCCCAAAAAGAGUUUCUUCUCACCUUGGACGGUCCUCAACGGGAAUCCUUUGGUGUGGCUCAGAAUUUGCAUCAACGCUUGUCUGGUUUGCGAAAGAACAAUGACUGUCCUCGAUGUUGGAUGCAGCGAGCCCAUUGUAUUUGUCAGGAUUGUCCUCCCAUUUCUACUUCCACCUCUGCACCUCUAUUGCCCCAACUCGACCGCAUAUUUGUAAUCAUGCACCACAAGGAAAUUGCCAUGAAGGUCGAUACCGCCAAACUCAUCUUGGGCGCCUUUCCCGACAAGUGUCGGCUGGUGGUGGCUGGGAUUGGUCCCGAGUAUCAAGCAUCCAUGAAGGAACUUUACGAGGCAAUGGAACUAAAGUCGUCAGCGAAUGAUGGUGAUGACAAUGAUGACAACAAGAACUGUUUGGUGCUCUUUCCAGAUGAGAAUGCAAAAUCCAUUCAAGAGAUUUUGGUGCAAGAUUAUCAUGGACAGCUGCCGAAUAUGUCCAAUGAUGAUGAUGGUUCAGAGGUAAACGAGAAGAUGGAAAACUACCAACCUUAUGAUUUGAUUGUCCUGGAUGGGACCUGGGCCCAGGCCCGAAAAAUACACACCAAGUACAUUGCACCCAUGGAACAAGGAGGACCCAGGAGGGUCCAACUUAGUGAAUCGGCCGUGGAAACGUUACAAGGGGCAAACGAUCAAUCGGGUCAUCAGCUCCGGAGGCAUACAGUGGCGUGGAGACAAGUGGGGACCUACGAGGCAACCAGGCUAUUCUUGAAGGAUUUGGAGCAAGCUCUGCCUAGGGAUGAUUUGCUUUUGUCCUCCAGUUCGGAGUUGAACCUUUCAGCCGAACCGGUUUGGAAACAAAUUGCCAAGUAUCAAUCAAUUUCCAAUGAGGCAGCAAGGAGAGAGAUGGGUCCACCAAGAGAGUAA